Meloidogyne enterolobii is the source of this 432-nucleotide messenger RNA. NCBI's taxonomy places the organism in Eukaryota, Metazoa, Nematoda, Chromadorea, Rhabditida, Meloidogynidae. The record is from the annotation of a GenBank genome assembly.
AUGAGACCAAUUGACGUUAACUUUAAAAAUGCUCAAGAGGUGUGGGAGAGGAUUUAUGGAGAUGAAUUGUCUACAAAAACUAAAAAAGCCAAGCCAAAAUUUAAUAAAGGAGAUUUUGUUCGUAUGAGUGUUAAUAAAGGAACAUUUGAAAAGGGGUAUAUCCCAAAUUGGGGUGAUGUAAUAGCAGAAGUUGACAAAGUCAAAGAUCAAUCAAGACCCGUUCGUUACAAAUUAGUAGAUGACAAAGGAGAUAAGUACAAGGGAUCGUAUUACAAUGAGGAACUCACUAAAGUGAAAAAAGAUGCGGGGACCGAGUACAGAAUUGAGAAGGUAUAUCAAAAAAGAAAACGACCGGAUGGUACAUAUGAACUACUUGUAAAAUAUAUAGGUUACCCCGAAAGAGAAUGGAUACAUGAGAACCAGUUAGUAUAA